CGCUGCCGAGAGCCUCACCCCGGCUCAGUCACCGCCACCACCGCAGGGAACAUGGAGCCCCCAGACGCCCGCGCAGGGCUGCUGUGGCUCGCCCUCCUCCUGGCGGGCCACUCAGGCACCCAGGCUGAGGUGCAUGUGUCUGUACCCCCGCUGGUGGACGUGUCGCAAGGACAUCAGAUCACCCUGAACUGCAUACUACGGGAGCACCCCGAACAUUAUGUGAUGGAAUGGUUCCUUGUUGAUGCUUCUGGGUCCCGACACCUCCUAGCUUCUGGGGAGCCACAGGGCUCAAAGCUCCGGUCCACAAUCCACAACUCUCGGGGUCGCAAUCCCGCAUAUGCUCUAGACUCCCGCGGGGGACUGGUGAUAAAUGAUACCCAAGUGGGCGACGAGCGGGACUACGUGUGUGUGGUGAAGGCUGGGCCAAUGGGAACCUCAGAGGCCACCUCAAGAGUCCGUGUGUUUACAACCCCCGAGCCUACGGAGGUGUUUCCCAACAAAGGAACGCUGUCUGUGUUGGACGAGUCUGCCCAGGAGAUUGCCACCUGCAGCAGCCAGAACGGAAACCCGGUGCCUAACAUCACAUGGUAUCGAAACGGGCAGCAACUGAAAGUGCCCAUGGAAUUGAACACAAAUGGUUACAUGACCAGCCGCACCGUCCGAGAGGCCUCGGGCCUGUAUUCCCUGACCAGCACCCUCUACCUGAGGCUCCACAAGGAGGAUCGGGAUGCCAGGUUCCACUGUGCUGCUCAGUACAAGUUGCCCUCAGGUCAGGAAGGCCACCUGGACAGCCCUGCCUUCCAGCUCACGCUGCACUAUCCCACAGAGCAUGUGGAAUUCUGGGUGGGAAGUCCAUCCACCACGGAAGGAUGGGUGCGUGAGGGUGACGCUGUCCAGCUGCUCUGCCAGGGUGAUGGCAGCCCCAGCCUGGAGUACUCCUUUUUCCGCCUGAAGAACAACCAGGAGGAACUGCUAAAUGUCAACCUCAAGGGGAACUUGACCCUGGAGGGGGUGCACCGGAACCAGAGUGGCACCUACGGAUGCAGAGUGGAGGACUACGAUGCCGCCGAGGACGCACAACUUGUCAAGAUGCUAAAGCUGCAUGUGGCCUACCUGGAUCCCCUGGAGCUGAGCGUGCCCGAGGAACUCUUCGUCUUCCUGAACAGUAGUGGCACGGUGGUAGACUGCUCCGCCAGAGGUUUGCCUGCUCCUACUGUGCGCUGGACCAAGGAUUCUGUGACCCUCGCACAUGGUCGCACUCUGGCUCUCGAUGCUGUUACCUUUGACUCUGCUGGUACCUACACAUGUGAGGCCUCUACACCCACCGUCCCCCUCCUGAGCCGGACACAGAGUUUCCAGCUGGUGGUUCAAGGGACACCAGAGUUAAAACCAAAUGAGAUAAAGCCCAUAUCGGGGAACAGCUGGAUGGAAGGAGACGAAGUCACGCUGGUCUGCUCCGCCCAAGGCUACCCAGAACCCAAACUCACCUGGAGCCAGCCAGGCGAUACUCCAGCAGAGCCUCCCUUUGAGGGCAAAGGCUGGAUGAGCAGCUCGCUGAUGGUGAAAGUGACCAGCGCCCUGAGCCGAGAGGGCGUGUCCUGUGAGGCAUCUAACGUCCAUGGCAAGAGAAGCCAUGUCUUCCAUUUUGGCUCUGUGGCCCCUCAGACUGCCCAGGCUGGAGUGGCUGUCAUGGCUGUAGCCGUCAGCGUAGGCCUCCUACUGCUUGUGGUUGCUGCUUUUUACUGCAUGAGACGCAAGGGGCGCCCCAGCUGCUGCCGGCGAAAGGAGAAGGGGGCUCCGCCAGCCAGGGAACCAGAGCUGAGCCACUCUGGCUCAGAUCGUCCAGAGCAGACAGGCCUUCUUAUGGGUGGGCCCUCCGGAGGAGGCAGAGGUGGCGGCGGGGGAUUCGGAGAUGAGUGCUGAGGCUGAGGACCUCCCAGAGGCUGUCUCUGGAUCUGGAACUUUGGGCAUCGUCGGAGGACCGGCUCUGCGCACACGCCUCCACCUCCUUCCUCCUUCAGUCUCGGCCCUCCCUUCCUUCCUCUGCCUGCUGGGCAGGGACCCACAGUGGCCAGUGGCCUCAGGGAGGGGAAAAAGGGAGGGUGGGGGAGGGCUGAGAGGGGGCCUUCCUCCAGGGAAUGGAACUCUCCCAGGCACCAGAAUAGCUCCUGGAGCCAAGCCCAGGGACCGGCCUGGGACAAGGCGCUGAGGGUCGGCAGGCCGGGGCUAUUUUUACCUCCUGUCUCCCUUGCUGGGCACUGCCCCCCACCUGAUACCCUGCUGUGUAGUCUGACACUGGAGUCCCCAACCCACCCCAUCCCUGCCCCUCGCCCCAGCCCAUCAUCAUGGACACUGGAUUCUUAAAUAAAUGCUGCCUGUCAC
Molecule: messenger RNA, 2382 nt
Organism: Microtus oregoni (creeping vole)
Lineage: Eukaryota; Metazoa; Chordata; Mammalia; Rodentia; Cricetidae
Gene: Bcam
Product: basal cell adhesion molecule (Lutheran blood group)
Exons: 15
Coding region: 52-1923 (623 amino acids)
Cellular component (GO): plasma membrane
Source: RefSeq, a predicted model, not a curated record